AUGGAAGUGUGAAAUUAGGUGAAAAAUAACAGAAAAGAAAAGCAAACUGUGAAGAGAAGCAAAUUCACGAUGAACCGCGUCAUCUCUUAUCACUGUCAAUUGGAAAUUUUCAAUUACACAUUAUCGAUGCACACAGAAAUCGCGUUUGCAUAAGCACUUUUUUUUUUAUUGUUUUCGUUUCCGAUUUCAUUUCUCAACUCGUCUUCCUAUUCACCGAUCUCAAUGGCUUCUGUCUCCCUUCUUCUCGCCCUGCUCGUCUUCUUCGUAAUUGGCACUUCUCUUUCAAACAGUAGGAAGGAAUUAAGGGACAAGGAGAAAGCUGCAUUACAGAUGUUAGAGGGCUCAGUUCAUUAUUCCAACAGUAUCAACCCAUCACGUGUUGUCCAAAUCUCUUGGCAACCAAGGGUUUUUCUAUACAAAGGUUUUUUGUCUGAUAAGGAGUGUGACUACCUUAUCUCUGUGGCAUAUGAAGAAAAAUCCUCAGGGAAUGGUGGAACUUCCUUGGUGAUGGAAGAUGAUAUUCUUGCAAGGAUUGAAGAAAGACUUUCAGUUUGGACUUUCCUUCCUAAAGAGAACAGCAAGCCUUUGCAAGUCAUGCAAUAUGGGUCGGAGCAGAAUGAUCGAACCUUAGAUUAUUUUACAAACAAAACCAAUUUGGAAUUGAGUGGACCUUUAAUGGCAACAGUUGUUUUAUAUCUCUCGGACUCUACUAAAGGGGGUCAAAUUCUCUUUCCUGAAUCAGUGCCAAGGAGUAGCAGUUGGUCAAGUUGCAGUAACAGUAAUAAGACCAUACAACCAGUAAAAGGGAAUGCAAUUCUGUUUUUCUCUCUUCACCCAAGUGCUUCUCCUGACAAGAGUAGUCUUCAUUCUAGAUGCCCUGUGCUUGAAGGGAACAUGUGGUCUGCAAUUAAAUACUUCUAUGCGAAACCAAUUAGAAGAAGCAAGGUCUCAGCCAUAUCAGAAGACGAUGAAUGUACUGAUCAAGAUGAGAACUGUCCUGCAUGGGCAGCUAUGGGAGAAUGUCAAAGAAAUCCUGUCUUCAUGGUUGGAUCCCCUGAUUAUUAUGGUACGUGUAGGAAAAGUUGUAAUGCAUGUCUGAUAACAAGUUGAUUUUUACACUUUCUGUUAGUAUAAAUAUUCCCUUCAAGUUCUUUA
Molecule: messenger RNA, 1155 nt
Organism: Vigna radiata var. radiata (mung bean)
Lineage: Eukaryota; Viridiplantae; Streptophyta; Magnoliopsida; Fabales; Fabaceae
Product: probable prolyl 4-hydroxylase 12
Exons: 7
Coding region: 223-1110 (295 amino acids)
Biological process (GO): peptidyl-proline hydroxylation to 4-hydroxy-L-proline
Cellular component (GO): endoplasmic reticulum
Molecular function (GO): procollagen-proline 4-dioxygenase activity; L-ascorbic acid binding; iron ion binding
Source: RefSeq, a predicted model, not a curated record